AUGCCUCAGCCGCCCACCUUCCUCCUGCUUCUCCUCCUUUCCACCGGCAGUGCCCUGGCCCUGAGGCUCUGCUCCUUUAAUGUGAGGUCCUUUGGGGAAGCCAAGAAGGAAAACAAGAAUGCCAUGGAUGUCAUCGUGAAGGUCAUCAAACGCUGUGAUAUCAUACUCCUGAUGGAAAUCAAGGACAGCAACAACAUUAUCUGUCCCAUGCUGAUGGACAGACUAAAUGGAAAUUCAAGAAAUUCAAGAAAUUCAAGAAAAGGCACAAUGUACAACUAUGUGAUUAGCUCUCGCCUUGGAAGAAACACAUAUAAAGAGCAGUAUGCCUUUCUCUACAAGGAAAAGCUACUGUCUGUGAAGAAACGCUACCUCUACCAUGACUAUCAGGCUGGAGACACAGAUGUAUUUUCCAGGGAACCCUUUGUGGUCUGGUUCCAGUCACCCUACACCGUUGUCAAGGACUUCGUGAUUGUCCCCCUGCACACCACCCCUGAGACCUCCGUUAAAGAGAUUGAUGAGCUGGCUGAUGUCUACACGGAUAUGAAACAUCGCUGGAAGGCGGAGAAUUUCAUUUUCAUGGGUGACUUCAAUGCCGGCUGUAGCUAUGUGCCCAAGAAGGCCUGGAAAAACAUCCGCUUGAGGACUGACCCCGGGUUUGUUUGGCUGAUAGGGGACCAAGAGGACACCACAGUCAAGGAGAGCACCAACUGUGCAUAUGACAGGAUCGUGCUUCGAGGACAAGAGAUCAUCAACUUUGUUGUUCACAGAUCAAACAGAACCUUUGACUUCCAGAAAGCUUAUGGGUUGACCAAAGAGGAGGCCUUGGAUGUCAGUGACCACUUUCCAGUUGAAUUUAAACUACAAUCUUCAAGGGUCUUCGCCACCAACAAAAAAUCUAUCUCUCCAAGGAAGAAAAAGACCCGUCGCUCCUAG
Puma concolor (puma) is the source of this 933-nucleotide messenger RNA. RefSeq names its product deoxyribonuclease 1L3 (gene DNASE1L3). The record is from RefSeq and is a predicted model, not a curated record. Gene Ontology annotation, biological process: apoptotic DNA fragmentation; programmed cell death involved in cell development. Lineage: Eukaryota; Metazoa; Chordata; Mammalia; Carnivora; Felidae. Gene Ontology annotation, molecular function: DNA binding; deoxyribonuclease I activity. Gene Ontology annotation, cellular component: nucleus.